AGGCAGUGAUGGUGAAACUGCAGUUCCCGGCGUGCUCCAGGCAGCCCUAGCUCGGGGCAAGGAAGUACUAAGUUUCCAGUGACAGGUCCGCGGCACAGAUUGGGAUACAAGCAGAGCAAGGAACAGUGACUUCAUCAAGACUAUAUUUGAUCAAGCUUUCCUUCGUUGUGUGCAAACAGACUAAAUUAAGACCACCGGGGAGGAAGGGAGGGUAGGUGGCUAAGUAAGUAAAGGGGAGAGGGAUAAGGGAAUGCUCAGUGUUCAGACUUGGAAGAAUGGACGAAAGGCUUGCAGCAAGAGUAUACAAUUUAAAUGCAUCUUAUCUAUGUGGCUCAAUUAGGCACGAAUUGUGCAAUAGAUCUAUGUAUCCAAGCACCAACUGUGUUCUAUACUAAUAUGCUUUACAUUCAGUGCAGUCCGAACAGAGAUAUAGAGAGAUAUAACAUAGAAACUGGUCAGCCUUGUUUGUCGCUUUAUCCUCCGCUCAACUAAGUUCCAAGUACUAGACUUUUUUUUAUAGCUUUCGAUUCUGAGGCACAGCUGUUAUUUAUUUUGACGGCGUCUCUGCGUUGGGCGCGAAUGGUACCCUUCAGCUAUUGUAAAAAGAAACGUAUUAUUUUAAUUGUCAGGACGGGUCCCAGGAUGCUGCUGUUUCGUGGGCGUUGUGGUUAGAGUAUUGAACGAAGUGGAUUUGACACUACAAUUUGAAAAAAUAUGGGUGGGGUGCAAUCCCUGGGACUGCCUCCUGCAAAAGGACCCCAUACAGUUGGCUGCACAGACAUCCUGACUGAUAACAGAAGACAGGGCAGUUUCUUUCGUUUAUAUUAUCCCUGUGAGGCCUAUGGAGAAGUGAAGCACCCACUAUGGAUUCCCCACUAUGAGUACUGCAGAGGCCUCGCAGAUUAUCUGAACAGAGAUAAGAGGUGGUGUGCCCCCCUGCUCAACAUGGCAUUCGGUUAUUAUGAAGUUCCGGUUGGAUGGGAUGCUCCUUUCAGAGCUGCAGAGAAGUACCCACUGAUUAUAUUUUCUCACGGCCUUGGGGCUUUCAGGACCGUGUACUCUGCUGUCUGCAUCGAGUUGGCAUCUCAAGGAUUUAUUGUCGCUGCAGUCGAGCACAGAGAUGAAUCGGCUUGCACAACCUUCUUUCUCAAGUCUCCUGUUGAGGAUUUGGAGCCAUCAAUUGGAGCAACAGUUGCAGUGGAGCAGCCUCUCAAGGGAUCUGGGAUUCCCCCAGCCUCCCCACCUGAGACGGAUAAAGAAUGGCUCCCCUUUAGGAAACUAGAGACAGCUGAGGAAGAUUUUGCCCUCCGGAAUAAACAGAUGUGCCAGCGAGUGGAGGAGUGUAGUCGGGCUUUGGAUGUACUUACAGAUAUUAACAAUGGGAAGCUCAUCAAAAACGGCCUUCCUGGUGGUCACUUGGAUGUCUCUGUUAUGAAGGACUGCAUUGACCUGAAGAGGGUUGCAGUGAUGGGUCACUCAUUUGGAGGCUGCACAUCAAUUCUGGCAGUCGCUAGGGAUUCACGGUUCAGGUGCGCGGUAGCCUUGGAUAGCUGGAUGUUCCCACUGACUGAUGAUAUUUAUUCCAAAGCGUUGCGUCCUGUGUUCUUUGUGAACUCUCAGAAAUUCCAGACCGAUGACAGCAUUGAUAAAAUGAAGAGGCUGCGCUCUAAUAACAAUGAGAUCAAAAUCAUCACCAUAGUAGGGUCAGUGCAUCAGAGUCAUACGGACUUCACACUACUGACUGGCCAGUUGCUAAGCUUGGCAUUCGAAACAAAGGGAACCAUAGAUCCUAUAAAGGGUCUGGACAUCACCAAUAGGGCCUCUCUGGCUUUCCUGCAGAGACAUUUGGAUCUACAAAAGGACUUUGAUCAGUGGGACGCCCUUUUGGAAGGGGUUGGAGACCAUGUGGCUCCUGUGAACUGAAUCCCAUCUUCAGGCUUAAACCAUCUUGGGGGUUUGACAAUGAAUCCAACUGAUUAUUGAUGUGAAUGCUGAUGAAAUUGUACACCGAUGACCGACUCUCCGUAGGUUAAAUACUCGGAUGUCAUGUCUGUGAUCCUGAAUGACACAUGGUGCGGCAUUGCUGUCACUAAUGCACACAGCAUUUGCCCUGAUUCUAAAUGAAUACAUUUGGUUCCCUGUAAAACAAUCUCAAUAUUCAGCAUAUGACAAGCUCCCUUUAAACAGCGCACAUGAAAUUAGAGAUAAUUGUUUUUAUUUCCUGAAUGAUGGGGGAUAGACUUUGGGCUGACUAUGGCGCAGCAGUCACUGAAUGUAAUUGGCAUUCAUUCGAUCUGAGCCUUUGCAACAAUCAGCACUUUCAGGAGCUGUGAGGAACAUAGUUUCUAUGCGUUUUCAUUGGGCUGUGGUUACAAUACUGAAAUGUAAUUGUCAAGAAUUAUUUGAAUCCAAGGAAAUGGAAAUAUUUGAAGAUUGCAAAGCAUCUCUGUGGACAAUGGCAAUACCUGCAUCUUUAAGAAAUGUAGGGAAGUCUAACCCUGCAUAAUUUUGUUUUGAAGUUAUUUUUGUGUAUUUCUCAAGUACUGUUGGGAUUUCACUGUUCUGUCCAGCAGUAACUGGCACAGCGUUAAUCAGUGCACUGUUCAUAUGUUAGAAUCAUAAAUGUUUCUAAGAAUUAAUUCAUUGUAAUUUUAAUGCUAGGAUUUCUGUAAUUCUGAUUUCAUUCUUCUAAGAAAGUCCAAUUGUGAGAAGCUAGUCUACGCUUUGAUCUGCUUAGGAGGUGCAGAAGUUGAGGAGUCUGUCACACUGUAGGUUGUUGUCUUCAGUAAUUAUGCAGCUUAACAACUUCUCAGAAAGCAUGAAAAGUCAACAACACUGAGUGGCUAAGUCAAAUGAAAAAAAGAAACCGUUUACAUUCAUUUAUAUAGAACAACUUCAUGAUAUCCCAAAAGGUUUUGAAGCCAAUUAAGUACUUUUUAAAAUGUUGUCACUGGUGCUUACGUAUCUAAUUUGUACACAACAAGAUUCCACAAAUGGCAAUGCCUAUGUUAUUUGUUUUAAUGAUAUUGAAGAAGGCCAGCUUCCAUCCCAAUAUGCUGCUCUUCCAACAGUCCUAUGUACUCAUUUACAUACAAAUCAAGUAAGCAUUGUAGGUCUACCUCCCUAAAGUGAAUUAUGUGAGAUCUUAAUGACAAUCUCGUAAAUUAGUGAUUACAUCAUUCAAUUGGGAAAUGGCUGAAGCUUUAUCAAAGAGCUACAUUUUAAGGAGUGUCUCAAAGGGGAACAGCAAGGAAGAGAGGCAGAAAGGUUCAUGGAAGGAAUUUCAGAACUCCAGAGCAGGGCCCUUGACAAGACUCAUCAAUCCUGGAAUGAAGAAAAUUGGGUAUGUGCAAAAGGCCCAUUUAUGGAGCACAGAGAUCUUAAAGGGUUGUCAGGCUUGGGAAGGUUAGAGGUGGAGAGUGAAGAGGCCAGGUAGAGAUUUAAAACAAGAUUGAGAAUUUUGAAAUUGACAAGGUUGAGAGAGUGAAUGUAGGUUAGUGAGCACAGGGUAAUAAAUGAAUGGGGCUUAGUCAAGUUGGAAUAAUUGUUGUAGCCACUGUUAGUUCAACCUACUCCAACUUAUGGGACACAGCAUAAUUCUGGAUUCCCACUCCCAGUGCUGGCUAUUUUCACGGGUGUGGGAUGAGGGUUCUGGUAGUAAACUUGCACCCUAACCUAGCUAGUUCUAGUGCAGGGGAUAGGCAUUUCCUUUGCUCAAAUUUUAUGGAGUCAAGCCAGCUUCUUGAUAACAUAUGGUUGAUGGAUUCUGAAUUCAGAAACCUUAUGAAAGGUAUGGUUAGAAAGCCUUACUGCUGUCACCUCCAUGUCUAUUCAGCCAGUGUGCAGAACAAAUGAACCAUAUAAUAACCACACUAAAUUUUGAAUUGCUUAUCAUUGAGAAAAGAAAAAUGCCCAUUCAAAAUUCUUUGUUGAAAGAAGCUGCUUUAACAACCUGAUAAAGGUGUUAAUAUGGCAGACCUAUUCUACAGUCAUAGUCAUAGAUGCAUACGGCACGGAAACAGAAUCUUCAGUCCAAUUCGUCCAAUUGAUCAGAAAUCCCAAUCUGACCUAGUCCCAUUUUCCAGCACUUGGCCCGUAUUCCUCCAAACCCUUACUAUACAUAUAACCAUCCAGCUGUCUUUUAAGUUUUGUAAUUGCACCAGCCUCCACCACUUCUGCUGGGAACUCAUUCCAUACAUGCACCUUCUGUGUGAAAAUGUUACCCCUCAGGUCCUUCUAGUUUUGGACACCCCACCUCAGAAGAAAGACGUUGGAUAUUCACUGUAUCCAUACCUAUCGUGAUUUUAUAAGCCUCUAUAAGGUCACCCUUCAGCCUCUGAUGGUCUAGGGAAAAAAGCCACAGUUUGUUCAGCUUCUUCCCAAUAAUUAAAACCCUCUGGUCCUGGCAAUGGCCUUGUAAAUCUUUUCUGCACCCACUCAAGUUUAAUAACAUCAAUAACUGAAGCUUUUACUUUACUUCACACCUGUUGAUUUUGACCACGUAAGUACAGGUAUUAAAAUAAAAAGCAAAGAAAUAUUAACUUCUAAUAACCUCAAAGUUAUCAAUAAAUCAAACACCCCAGCCUGUGAAAACUGACUCUUGUUGAGCUAAUCUGUUUUGAGUCUUGGAGCUCAGCUAUGCAUUCAUCAUAUUGCCACCUGACAAGUGUAUCAAGAAAACCAGACAUCUAUUUCUCCAGAUGACCUCAUUAUGAUUUUUUUUUGGCUGAGCUCCAGGAUUAGCUUAGCAGUGUCUGUGCUUCAUACAGGUGGGGCACAGCAUUUGAAUGAGAAGUGUGUAUGGGCCUUUAAUACAACUGGCAUUAAUGGCAGGAGAACUGAGGUAAGCUUCCUAACCAGCCAGCCUCUACAAUCAGCUACUUCUGCGGCCAUAAGAAACUGCUUUCAGUGUCAGCAGACUGAAUACAAUCAUGCACCUGCUUCGCCACAAAGAAAAUAACACAUGAAGGGGUGCAUCUAUUCGGGGAUGAGUGCCAAGCUGGGAAGUUCUGCAACUGGAUUUUUGUCCCCGUUGGUGAAAAUCCAGCCCAAUAAAACACUUCUGCACGCAAAAGAUGGUAGUAGCUUAGAAAUCUGCAAGUAACAGUUGAUACGUGAAUAGAAUGAACAGAAUUUUGUUAAUCAAAGGUAUUCAGGCAUAUGGGAGGAAAAACAGAUAUAUAAAAUUAGGUAACAUCAACCGUGGAACAUGCUAAAGGGACUAAAUUGUUAAAAUAGAAAUGUUGAUUGGGGUGGUGUUGGGGGUGAAGAUUUGGCUACUUGUAAUCUCUGGACAGGGGUAUGCUUCUUUGUCUCCAGCCUCUGUUACCUCCUGAUAGCUCACAAGCUACCUACCUGUGGUUUGAAAGUGGAUAAUGUGAAAGAGCAGUGAAUAAACCGAUUAAUUGGCAACAAUUAUUCUGCUUCCUGAGCCUGGCUGGAAUUAAUUUCAAACCUGCUCUGAAAUUUAACUGAGAAAUGAACAUGAAAUAGCAGCUAAGCAGGAGUAGGUUACAGGCUAGGAUCUAAUCAAAGGCUUUGGGUGAUUUGCACAUAAAAUAGCCUAUUGCCAUGCCAGUGACACUUGUAUUCCCAAGAAUGAAUUAUUUUUCAAAUGUUGUUUAACAGACUAGGUGUUAGGUGACUGAACAGUGGACUGCAUCAGCUCAAGUCUUUUAUCUUUUGACUGAUUCAUAAUGCAGCCUACAUUGCUGGAGGAAUUUACACCUCAUUCGAGUAUCGAGCAGACUGCCAACGUAGAAGCUAAGAAGGAUUUGAAAGAGAUGCUGGAAAUCUUGGAGCUGAGUGUAAGAUCCUGAGGGGCCUUGACAGAGUCAACGUGGAAAGGAUGUUUUUUCAUGUAGGGGAAUCUAAAUCUAGGGAUAACUAUUUAAGAAUUAGGGGUUACCAAUUUAAGACAGAUGAGUAUACUUUUCUCAGAGGAUUGUGAUUCCUUAGAACUUGUCACGAAAAAUGUGCAAUUUGUACAUAGAGUUUGGUUUUUCAGCUAGAGGCAUAUGUGAUGGUCUAGUUUUAUGAAGGGGUUUAAAAGUUAACUAUGUCAGUCUUUCAGGAACCAUGCUUUUGGACAAAUAUGUCCCUCCUGGAAUGUUAAUGGAAGAUUGGUUAUACUGUGAAGGUUUACGACCAGUGAUAGAAAAUGUAAAGUGAUUAGCUUAGCAGAGUCCAGGAUGAACACGUUUUGUUUUAAUUUAGUUCAAAAGCCUUUUAGGUAGCUUGAAGGAGACUUGACUGGGGUCAUAAGCAAGUAGAGUCUCUGUUAGGAAAACAAGAUUGUUCUUAUUAAGGAAGUAAGUUGCCUUAGUGAAAGAGUCCUGUUUGUGAAACAUCCAGACUAGAAGUGUUUGGUUAGAAAUCUGCAGAUUAUUAAAAGACUGAGAAGGUAUAGACUCUCAGUUAUGCAUUGUCAAAGGAAAAGGCCUUCCCAACUCAGAAGAUGCAGGUACGUCCAACCUAAAGAUUUGAUAAGGAAGAAAUUGCUCUGGAUUUUGAGUAAAAGGUAAAAGUCGCCAUAGGUAUGUAUACCAUAGUCUACAUAUACCAUAGGUAUGUAUGUAUAUGUGGCAACUGAACCAACACUAUCGGCAUCACUGUACAUCACAAUCAAGCCAACUGACCCACUAUUUUUGAGUAACUAUAAUAUUAUGGUGUUGAGAAGUUGAUGGGGCGUUAUGCCAUUGUUUUUAAAUCAGCCUAACGGUUAUGUGUAGAUAGCUUUGUCUGUUUUACUUUUAUUUCUUUUAUGUAAUAAAAUUCUUUGUUUAAAACCAAA
This is a messenger RNA of Rhincodon typus (whale shark), 6793 nucleotides long. Its product is annotated as platelet-activating factor acetylhydrolase 2, cytoplasmic. Lineage: Eukaryota; Metazoa; Chordata; Chondrichthyes; Orectolobiformes; Rhincodontidae. The record is from RefSeq and is a predicted model, not a curated record. Gene Ontology annotation, molecular function: 1-alkyl-2-acetylglycerophosphocholine esterase activity. The coding region runs from base 715 to 1923 and encodes 402 amino acids. The transcript is spliced from 13 exons.